Triplophysa rosa is the source of this 4109-nucleotide messenger RNA. Its product is annotated as GTPase IMAP family member 9. The record is from RefSeq and is a predicted model, not a curated record. The transcript has 3 exons. Gene Ontology annotation, molecular function: GTP binding. Bases 1199 to 2194 code for a protein of 331 amino acids. NCBI's taxonomy places the organism in Eukaryota, Metazoa, Chordata, Actinopteri, Cypriniformes, Nemacheilidae.
UGUCACAAUUUUGUUCUUUAUUUGCAAAAGAGUCAAAGAACAGAAUAUGUAAAAGUGCAAACUAUGUAUAGAUGAGUAUACAAUGUGAUAUUAACACAAAUAUAAAACUUUCAAAAAACUAGUAACAAUAAAAGGUAAAACAAAAAAUAAAACUAUACAGCCAAUAAAGUGCAAAUGAUCGUGCACAGUGUUUAUAAAGUGCGCAGUUCUUCAUGUCUUUUGCUGACACGCCUCCAAACGGACGUUAGAGGAAAUCUCUCUCCAAGAAUUCGCCGCCAUCUGACAGUCUUUAUAGUCCGGCGAAGAGGAGUCAUACAGAUGCGUGUAUUUCCCAACCUCUUCAAUCAGACGCUCAGUAACUUGGUCGAUGUCGAUGCUCGCCAUGUUGUUCUUUUGUAGACUCUGAACUUGCCGGAAGAAGACGCCAGAGAAGAAGACGCCAGAAAUGCGUAGAAGGAAGUACGAUGCUGCCAAACCGACCAAUCACAGCGCUUGCGGUCCGCAUAGGGUCCGCGUUGAGUUGACACUUUGUUACAUUUUUGGAGAGGUGCGUAGGUCCGACGCAGAACCAUAAAUUGGGCUUUACACAGAACUGCUGACUAAUGUCUCAGCGCAUGCGCUAGAUGAGAUCAACAGGUUAGGCCGGCCCAUGCGCAGGGAAUUCUGCAGACACCUUUAAGAAAAUGCACUCCAAAAGUGUGUAUUCUUAAAUAGCUGGCUUAAUAGAAAAUAAAUAAGCAAUAAUGUGAAUAAGAAACUAAUUUAAUUUAGAAUUUUAUCAAAUCAUUCAUAAAAAAACAUCCGUCAUGUUUACGUAUAUGUCUGACAUCCACUCCUCCCAUCCGCUCGGUUUUUGGUCGUUCGCAAGGAUUCCUGUGUAGGUCUUUCAGUGGAGGCGGUGCUCGCGAGCACACCUCUGAGCGCUAAAGAGACAAACGGGACAACCUAUACGGACUCGUAGACUUGGCGAGCACGCGCAUUUUGUAUCCACGAGACCACAAGUCGCAAGUUCACAUGAAGUGCGCCAUUUGGGACAGGGCUCCCCGUACCACACCGUUUUCAGGAAACUUGUGGUUCAAGACAGAAACCGAAGAAAACGUUGCGCACCGGUUUGAGCUUGAACGAGCCCCUGUUCGAGUGUUUCACUAUUACAGUUUGAGAAGAGUUCGGUUUCGGUUUUCAGCGCUAAAUCUGAGAAAUGUCCUCCUCGAGUACCCCAACAGAGUCUCAAGGCUCAAGGAAAGGCAGGAGUGGCAGCUUUGAUUUUGACAGUCCAAACAUGUCCGUGAGGAGGAUGGUUCUGGUAGGAAGAACUGGAGCUGGUAAAAGUUCUUCAGGAAACACAGUUCUGGGCAGAAGAGUCUUCAGAGCGGCCAAAAGUGCUUCAUCUGUCACUAAAGAGUGCUGGAAGGAGACGGGCGAGGUGUGUGGUCAUCAGAUGGUGCUGGUGGACUGUCCAGGUCUGUUUGACACCUCACAGUCAGAGAAAGAACUCAUAAGAGAGAUCAGUAAAUGUGUGAACAUGACGGCACCUGGACCUCACGCCAUCGUUCUGGUCAUUCAGCCGGGUCCAUUCACAGAGGAGGAGAGAAGGUCUGUGGAGAAGAUCAGAGCAAUAUUUGGAGAAGAAGCAGAUAAACACACGAUCAUCCUCUUCACUCACGGUGAUGAACUGACAGACAGCAUCGAGCAGACGCUGAGUGAAGCGCGACAUGAUUUAAGACACGUCAUAGAUCAAUGUGGAGGAGGAUAUCAUGUGUUUGACAACACAAACAUCAAUGAUCGCAGUCAGGUGGUUGAGCUUCUGGAGAAAGUUGAUAAGAUGUUGCUCGUGAAUGGAGACGAGUAUUACACCAGUGCCAUGUUUCACGGUGUUGAAGAGAUGCUUCGGGUCAAAGAGGAAGAGUUAAAGAAACACUACAGUCAGAUUAUACUGGAUUUAACAGAGACGUUUAAUGAAGAGAAGAGAGAACUGCAGGACACCAUUGAAAAACUCAAACGAUCUGACAAGGAAAAGGAUUUGAAAAUGAAAGAGUUGGAGGAGUUAGUGAAAAUGAAGGACAGAAGUUUAGUGGAGUUUACGCGUUUUUAUAAACAGAAAUGCAGGACUGCAAGACAAGAGGUGGAAGAGACACAAGUUAAUGAAAACAUCCCAGAACAAAUCAGCACUAAACUACGAAAGCUUCGUGUCUGACAUAUACCAGUACACUAGAAGAUAUUAUAUUUUUUUAAUUAUGCAUUUGAAUAUAUUACAAUAUCCUUUAUUACAAUAUUAUGCUAUGCCGUAGAUACUUGGUUUUAAAAGCGGCUGUUUUGUUCCAGUGUUUCGACAAUCUGUGCUACCCAGAAUGAGCUACCCUCCACUGACUUUAGGUUUCGGAUUUGGGUGGGGUGGAGGGAUUCGUCUUAUGUUUUGUAUGGGAGGUAGCACAGAUCGCCAGAACACCAGUAUUGUUGUGAGGUACAUUACCCAUAAACCAUUGGCCAGACUCAUUAUCCACCAUUAUAUUCACCUGUGUGCUGUUAACUUGCUGUCUGUCUUUUUAAAGCCCGGUCUUUCAUUCAUUUUGUGCAAAGUCUUGUUUGUGUCACUGCAAUUGUGAGCGGUUGCUGUCUGGAUAUCUGUUUUUGUCUUGCUUUGGUUUUGUCUUGGAUUACUCUGUUUGCCUUUAACCUUUGGAUUUGUUUGCCCUGGUUGGACUGAUCACCUGUGUUUAGAUAAAUGCCUGUUUUGGGAUUAUUACUUUAGAUUACCCCUCAAAUGAUGCUGCAUUUGGAUCCUCUACCUUUGUGUCUGAGCAGUUCGUGAAAAUGGAAGUGCAGCAUCAGAAUGAUGCCAAAUUAUUUUCUUUCGCAUAUACUGGAAUCAAAAUGCUCCAUAUUAAUCAAUAUGGAGACAGCUGACAGUAAGACAGAAAAUGAGUGUUCAGACACAGUGCUAAAAUCAUGCCAUUGAGAAAUAGUUGUGCUGCUUUAUUGUGUGGCUUCCACCCCAGCGUGUGGAGCACAAAACUUCUGAUAACAUUUGAUGACUGCUGUCACGUUUUGUUACCACCCUGUUCUACAUGUGACGCACUAUGAGGUGGUUUUAACUGUUAUCACUACAUUAUUGAUCAGGUGAUUUGUUUUUUACAAAGUAAUUGUCUGGUAGACUGCUAUACUUUUAGUGGUACCAAGAUGCAUUUUUAUUUGGUCAGUUCUUUAAUAAUACACCGGUUUUAUAUUGUUUUAAACUGACUAUUCAAGAACAUUUACAAUUAGUUAAAUCAUUUUAUUCUAGUAUUCUGCGUAUAUUAUUUAUGUUUAAUUAAGAUUUUGAGACAUUAUUUUCGUCCUACACUCUAAAAAGGAAAAUUGUUCUAUAUAGCACAAAAAGUGGUUCUUUGCUCGUAAUCAUAGGGGACCCACUUUUAGUGCUAUAUAGAACCAUAUUUUGGUGCUUCAGUGGUUCUUCAGCGGUUCUUUGGGAUGACUGAGGCGCAAUAGAACCAUACAGGGGCGUAACAGGUUCUUUAUACGAAAACUGUGCUAUAUCGCACCUCGGUCACCCCAAAGAACCACUGAGGCACCAAAAUAUGGUUCUAUAUAGCACUUAAGGGGUUCCCCUAUGAUUACGAGCAAACAAACACUUUUUGUGCUAUAUAGGACCAUUUCUUUAGAAUGUAAGACCCAGAGUUUGUUUUUUAUUUCCAGAAAGAAAAAGCCUCCAUAAGUAAUUUGUUUGACUAAAGUUGCCUUUUUUUAUAUUCUAUUUCAAUAUUCUGACACUGUUUGCCUGUUUUGGGUGCUUUCUACGAAUACAUUGUGUAUCUUACCAGCAUUAUGUUCAUGCGAAGUGGUUGAGUCUGCUUAAGAUUUUUUCCUCCACGUAAACAGUUUCAGUUCCUUGCCACUGUCGUCUUUUCUCGUAUUGCUCAUUUGGAGUACUGGCCCUAAGAACUUCCUCUUUCAAUUUUUAACACUAUGCAAAUGUUAGAACCAGAACAGAUCAUUUAGAAUGGUAUCAAAAAGUUAAAUGAACAUCUUAUGUGAAACAAAAAUGCGAAAGUCAUCCUUGUAAGUGCUUGCUGUUUACAGCAAAAAAAUAUUUAUUAAUAAAACUGACCCUG